GAAAAUGGGUGAAAAUGGGCGCCCAUUCCUGAUUGGGGUGCGCUCAGCACGGCCGUUUCCUUUUUACGGUCAGCGGAUAAUAGAAUUCAAAGAAAAUGAUGGCAGAGGGAGAAAUAGAAGCUGGUAGCCCUAGCGAAAAUGGAGAUAAAUUCACAGACGGCGACGAUGAAGGCGAGGAGCAAUCAUCAGUUACCGCUGGACCUGAAGCUGGCGCAAAUGCUAGAUUCUUCACUCGCAACGCUUCCUCCAAGUACGAUUUCGUCAAGGUAAAAGUAUGGUUGGGUGAAAAUGCCAAUCAUUAUUAUGUUCUAUCGAGGUUUUUGCUCAGUAGAACCUUAACUGUCACUAAGAUACCAAAUCAUGUGGCAGUUAAAAUUGCUCUCGAACUUAAAAAGCUUCUUGUGGAUAACACCCUUCUUGAUGUGUCACAGUCAGACUUGGAAGCCAAUCUGUUCAAGCUUAUGGAGCGUCGAGGUUAUGGGGAAGAGUAUAUAAACCGCUACAAGAUGAUGACACGAUUUCACCAUCAAAGAGUGCCUCUGGUUAUUCUGGUAUGUGGUACUGCUUGUGUUGGAAAGUCCACAAUUUCUUCCCAGCUUGCACAGAGGCUGAACUUGCCAAAUGUCUUAAAGACUGAAAUGGUGUACGAAUUACUGCGGACAUCAACUGAAGCACCUUUGUCAUCAACUCCUGUAUGGGCACGUAAUUUCAACUCUUCAGAUGAACUAAUAACUGAAUUUUGCAGAGAAUGCAGAGUAGUUAGGAAAGGUCUGGCUGGUGAUUUAAACAAAGCGAUGAAAGAUGGAAAACCAAUAAUAAUUGAGGGAAUGCAUUUAGAUCCCAGUAUAUAUCUGAUGGAUGAAGAAAACAAAUCACCAUCAGCUACACCAUCCAGGGAGGGCGGAUCAAAGUCUGAGAAAGUGGUUGACAAAAUUGAAAUUCAUAACCACAGUAAUUCCUCUGCUGGACUUGAUGGUUUGAGCUAUAAUCAAGGUUAUAAUUCUGAAAAUAUGAAAGUAGCUUCCAAUGUUGUGGCUGAUGACUUAAAUAUGGCUAGAGGUGCUUUGGAAUCCUCAUUUCAUGAAAUUAAAGAUGAUGCAGUUAAGGAUUCAACAUGUGAUAAAAAACCUUCUCUUCAGAAAGCAAAAUCUGGUGCUGAGCCAAUUAUCGUCCACAUAGUUCUUAACAUGGCUGAAUUUGAUCAUGGGGCAUUGCUUGAGGAGUGGAUAUCAACUCGUACAAGUAGAGAGAAAUACCCAUUCCAGGAUGAAGACAAGCUAAGGAGCAACUUAAAAGUCAUUCAGGACUACCUGUGUUCGUUUGAGUCACGGGGUCUAACUGUUGUGAACAUAUCAGCUGCUGCGUUUCCUCAAGCCCUAGAUUGGCUACACAAUUUUCUUCUGCAGCGCAUAGAACAAGGUAUAUCACCUGUUUCAGAUGGAAAAAACGUGCAGCCUGCUUUGGACAGCACCCCUGAUCGCACUGAAAUGUAGUUUUUCUUACCAUAAGAGCACAAGUGUAUAUCCACGUUAUGUUAUCCAGGUUAUGUUGUCCAGACACAUAUCAAGGCAGAGUUCGGCUUUGCAAGACUCACACUGAAGUCCCUGCCCUGUAAAUACUUAUGGUCAGUUGAUGCUAUUAUUGGAAGGUUAAUGAAUUUUGACUUGAAAAGUCAAACUGCAAUUUGGAAACACAAGAUAAUGUUUUAUUAUGCUUUAUGAUAGUGGAAGAAUUGUUUAAGUUGACAAUUUUAACACCGUAUUAUAUGUC
Molecule: messenger RNA, 1770 nt
Organism: Cuscuta europaea
Lineage: Eukaryota; Viridiplantae; Streptophyta; Magnoliopsida; Solanales; Convolvulaceae
Source: the annotation of a GenBank genome assembly